GUGCAACAACGUCAAGGCUGUUGUUGAUGCCACGAUAAGCAAAAAAUUUACAACAACAAAAAUCAAAAAAAAAACACACACCCAAUUAUGCCAACUACUUGCCGUUUUAAAUUUUCGCGCACUACCCCAAUCUACUACAGUGGCGAACAAAUAACUGGCAGUGUAAUUUUGAGUACCACAAAACAGCUGCCUGUUGAAGCAAUUCACCUCUCUUUGGUUGGAUGUGAGCGCGUGCAGUGGCUGGCGAGGAAUAGAAGCGCAUUGAUUCCACAUAACGAUAGCGUUGAGAAGGAGGACAACAAAGAGCUCUACCAUGGCAAGCAGGAGCAUUUAUGUGAGUCAUACACGCUUGCCAAGGCAGUGCGCUUGUUGCCGGGUGAGGUGCGUUUAGAGGAGUUUUGUUUCAUGCUGCCACACGAUGUGCCAGCUAGCUGUGAAAUGAUCUAUGGUGAGGUGGUUUACUAUGUGCGGUUGGUGUUGCAGCGCAAAUCGGUGUGCAAUAAGGUGUUCAAAGCGCGCAUAACGGUCAAAAACCGAUUGGAUUUAAGCAAUGCCACAGAUUUGGUUGAGCCUCAUGAACUCACCAUACCCUGUGUGCCCACAACUAGUGAUGAGGCUGCGCCACUCAACUUCACUCUGUCCACGGGCACUGGCUAUGUGCCCGGCCAAAGUAUUUUCUAUACGCUGUAUGGUCGACACAAAUUUGCGGCAUGCAACAGAUUACGUGUGAACUUAUGUCAACUAAGCACAUUUCGUGCAAGCAAACCGCAGACGAAAACGAAGGAGUUGCUGAAGGUGCUAAAAAGUAAUACCCACAAAAUAGGUUCCUCAUACGUCACGGUGUGCGGUCAGCUAAGCAUACCGCUAGUGGCGCACAUUACACUGAAGAGUAAUGAAAAUAAUCUCAUACAAAUCAGUCAUUUUGUUGAAGCUAUGCUGAUAAAUAAGAAGCACAUCUUACAAAAGUUAAUCAUACCGAUUGUGAUUGGUACAGUACCUCCAAAGAGGAAAGAACGAACGCCGGAGGAGAAGUCUUUCGAGCUACUCGAACAUUUUUAUUGUUACGAUAAUUUGGCGACUGACGAGAUUUGCGACACGAGUAUACCUCCUGAAAAUAAAAAUAACUCCCUUACAUCUGCUAACUAUAAAUUUCUACAAAAGCUGCCCUGUGAACUACUUUUAGACUCUUAUGACGCAUCGGCUAAUAUGUUGCAGCAACAUGUUGCAUAAAUUAGACAACGUUAAUCUCCUACAACUAGCAAUAUAUUAAAUAGUAUUAAAAAUAUAUGUACGUGUACAUUAGGGAGGUUCUUAAAAGUAUGCAAAUCUAAAAUUCUAAUCUAAAAUUUCUGGUGAUGCAUUUCAAAAUAUACAUUAGAAUGUCUCACAAAAAAAAUCAGAUUUUUUCCACCGGAAUUAUAUAACAGAAAAAAAUUUCGAAAAAAUACUAGGGCUUACGUGAGCUAAACCGAGUUGAAAAUACCCAAAAAUCACUUUAUUUUGAUACCGUUGAUACAAAUUCUAAACGUUUUUAUGCAGAUUUUCAUUUUUAGCCAAUUUCAUCAUCUGAGCUGAUUUUUUGGAAAUAAUAUUCUUAAAAACUUAUUUUGUUUAUAAAAAACCAAAUUUCUCAUUG
Messenger RNA from Rhagoletis zephyria (snowberry fruit fly), 1636 nucleotides. RefSeq lists its product as uncharacterized. NCBI's taxonomy places the organism in Eukaryota, Metazoa, Arthropoda, Insecta, Diptera, Tephritidae. Gene Ontology annotation, cellular component: cytoplasm. The record is from RefSeq and is a predicted model, not a curated record. Gene Ontology annotation, biological process: protein transport.